Triticum dicoccoides is the source of this 1065-nucleotide messenger RNA. RefSeq lists its product as uncharacterized. The record is from RefSeq and is a predicted model, not a curated record. The transcript has 2 exons. NCBI's taxonomy places the organism in Eukaryota, Viridiplantae, Streptophyta, Magnoliopsida, Poales, Poaceae. Bases 1 to 1065 code for a protein of 354 amino acids.
AUGGAGUAUUCAGAUACAGUCAAGUACCAUGGAGUUCCUCAAGAUGCAAUCAUGUGCAGGUUGUUCACAUUCUCCCUCCGCGAUGAUGCUCGUGCUUGGUAUCGAUCCUUGCCAUCAAGGUCAUACAGUUGGAAUGAGAUAUCGCGAGCUUUCUUGGAUAAAUAUUUCCCACUACACAAGCAGUCCGCAAUUCAAGAUGAGAUCUUCAAUUUCAUUCAGCGUGAAGGCGAGAGCUUGUAUGAUGCUUGGGAGAGAUACAAAGCCUUAUUCAGGAGAUGUCCUGAUCAUGGGCUCGAGAGAUGGUUAGAGCUGCAGAUAUUCUAUAGAGGAUUGACUUCGGACACUCGAGCUUACGUCGAUAUGGCAGCGGGUGGAGCUAUUGCAAACAAGACACUUGAUGAAGCUUUUCUGCUGAUUGAGAGCAUAGCGUUCCACCAACUUCAGUGGUACAAUAAGAAGCCCACAUCUGAUUCAUUGGUUUGCUUGCAACAAAUCACUACACCUCAACCACCAAUUCUUACACAAAAGCCCGAGCCUCUAUCUCAGUGUGACAAGGUUGAGCUUGCAUGGAUUAUAUUUGACGAUGAUGACACCAUUCUAGUUGACACACACGCUACAGAUCAUCUGGAUACUAGUGUUGGAGAUUCAAUUUUGCAUUGUGAUGAUUCUUCCAUGGAUGAGCCAGAGCUGCAGUUCGUUGCUUUUGAUAUUGAGGAGUCACCUUUAGUUGAUAUUGAUCAUGUGCUGCUAGAGCCAGAUAUGGAGAAGUUCACCUUUGAUGAUGUUAGCCGCAUUGAUUCUUCAACACUUGAGCCUGAGAUGGAGAGCUUCAUGGUUGAUUAUGGUGAGGUGGAUUCAGAUGUCAAGGAGUCAAGCUCUAUUUCACUUGUUGACACGAGUCCGGUGGAAAUUUCUACUACCACACCUCACUUGGUAUCUUCAAUGGAGGUAGUCCUGAAGCUUCUUCCUAACUAUCUCAGGUUUACGCUUGUGCACCAUUCAUUACGAGCUGACCAAGUUCGAGAUGACAUCCCAUGGGAUCCUGGUGGAUUCACGGCAUGGUGA